AGUGAACAUUUUCGCCGACUAAUAAUGGAUGUGAACCAGUUGGAACAUUUAAUGCGUAACUUAGCCAUUAAGGAAACCCGCACCAACAGUUUGGACGUGCUGGAAAGCAAGCUAGCCGAUGUGGAUCAGGAAAUAUACGAGGUGAUGCUAUGCUCCGAGGGUCUGUUCAAGUUUCUGGCCGAUGCAAACAGUGACCAACACACAACAGCGUCGCGCAUCAUCUACGACAAAGCGCUUGAGUUUUUUCCGAACGGAUCGUCCGUGAUCGAUCAGUUCAUCGAACGAUGUCUGACCCAUCCAAAAAACACGGUGAAGCAGUUCGGUUUGCGUGGUGCUGCCGCUAUGGUGUACCAUUCGGGGGCUAUUUCGCCCAACAACGUGCAGCUCAUCAUUCUACACUGUCUCCCGAUGAAGGAGGUGUACGUGAACACGUUGCUCACGGUGUUGGUAAAAACGUUGCCACCCAUUUUCACCGAACCGACAGUUCAGAAGAAUUUAUUGUCGGUGUUGGAAUUUGACGAAACGGUUCGAUGCCGCGUGUAUGAGAUAGUGUGCACCAUUCUGGAGCAGCGUCCGGAAUAUUUACAGAUAGCGGAUCCGAUUAUUAAACGCGCAUUGAUCGAUUUGGAAAAGGAUGAUGUGCUGCUGCAGACGAGCGUUUUGCAGAUUCUGACCCAGCUGCUAGCCACCAAGGAAGGUUACGAUUACGUCGAGGCGUGCGAUCUGUUCCGGAAGGUGUGUACCGACUUCAUCCCGGACAAAGUAACACCGUACGUACGGUUCGUGCUGCCAAAUGCGCUGAAGUUCCUGGCUAGUGCGGCACUGAUCCAGCCGGACUUGUUUCUUGCCCGCCAUUCGGGAUGGGUCACAUUUAUGUUCGACAUGAUCUCGCCUGAAGAUCCAAUGCUGAUGGCCAUCGCGUACGACUGUAUAGGCAUGGUUGGUUCGUCAAACGAAGGAAAAGUAUUCCUAAACUAUCAGACGCUCAAAAUGGAAAAGUUUCUGAAGGAGUUCCCGGGCGUGCUGCACUCAACGCUGGAAGCUUACAAGGUCCGGUUGAUCGAAUGCCUGACCAACUUACUGUCGGGAGGUAGCCAACCGAUUGAUAACAUGAUCUCAACCAUUACCCAGGAAUGGUACGAAACCAUGACGGAGAGCAAUCAUCUCGAUCUGGUGCAGGAACUGUUUAAGGUCCCAUUCCCCAACAUAAAGAUGGCCGCAUUGAAGCUGCUCUCGGUCAUAGUCGAUCAUCGCUGGGGACAGCUGUUUUUCCAGAACACUGCUUGCUUUACUGAGCUGCUGUUAAACCGUCGGAUGGACAACGACGUGAAUGUGGCACAGUUUAAGUACGAUGUUAUAAAGAAGCUGUCCCAAUGUACGAUACUGGACAGCUAUGUGGGUAACUCACUGAAGCAGUACGUGUCCGAGGGUGCAUUUUAUCGUAAGGCGGUUGUGGAGGUGGCGAUCGAGGGCGAUCAGUAG
Anopheles maculipalpis is the source of this 1482-nucleotide messenger RNA. Its product is annotated as 26S proteasome non-ATPase regulatory subunit 5. NCBI's taxonomy places the organism in Eukaryota, Metazoa, Arthropoda, Insecta, Diptera, Culicidae. Gene Ontology annotation, cellular component: cytosol. The record is from RefSeq and is a predicted model, not a curated record. The coding region runs from base 25 to 1482 and encodes 485 amino acids. The transcript is spliced from 4 exons. Gene Ontology annotation, biological process: proteasome assembly.